CGACAGCAGCACACAGGUGUUCCUAAUUAAUUUAGCCACCGCUAGCUAGCGGUAGCCAAAAGAAAUACGCAAACACUACCAAUUUAACUUUACCUGUGUUUAGCUGCCGCAGAUAAAUGAUGCCUGAUAGAUACACGGUUAAAAACAUUGUUUGAAGAUGAAACAAAGAAGUCGGUUCAGGUUUCGUCGUCUUUAAUUCAGUCUGACUGUGGCAAAAGCAGUGACAGGAUGUUCAGGAAAACGGUGUGGAGGAACACAGUCAGUGACACAGUGAGUUUCCACCAGGAUCAAGCCCUCAACACAACGAUAUUUCUUCUGAAAUCCUAUGGCCCGACAGGAUUUCUGCUGAAAGAGGCGGGAGAGGCUAAAAACUUCAAGGUGUGCUUGGGGGACCCACAUACUUGCACUUGUCCAGUAUUCCACAGGGAGAAGGAGCCAUGCAAACACAUCUGCUGGGUUUUAAUGCGGAAAUUCAGAGUUCCCAGAGAACAUGAAUACUGCUUCCAGCAGGGGCUUGUAGAGAGGCAAAUCUUGGAGGUCCUCCAUGGUUUACACCAGACUAGGACCUGUGGGAUGGAAAACAGCCCCCACACUGCUUCUGAGUCCCCAAGCCAGCUAGGCCCGGUCCAAGAGGAUGGAAAUGUCUGCCGGAAAAUGAUCCAAUCCCAGGAUGUGUGUCCCAUCUGUCAGGAGGAGCUGCAGGAGAAACAGCUGCCUGUGUCUUACUGCAGGUUUGGUUGUGGCAAUAAUGUCCACAUCUCCUGCAUGAAGGUGUGGGCAGAUCACCAGGCACUCUCAGACAAAGAAAUGAUGGUGAGGUGCCCUCUCUGCAGGGAGGACUUCAGCUCUCUGAAGUCCCUGCAGGAGCAGGUGGGAAAUGCAGCCAAGCUCUACACAGCCGCUGAGCGAGAGGCGCCCGACAGACAUCUGGGAGUUCCCUGCCGCAACUGCCGCGUGUGUCCUGUCAUUGGCAAGUGCUUCAAAUGCACUAUGUGUUCUUACUACUACCUGUGUGAAGACUGCUUUAAGAGGGGCUGCCACCAACAGCAUCAGUUUAUUUCAAGAAUGAAAAGGAGAGAGAAGUGGCGCCAUGUGAGUGAGGGCAUGCCUGAUGAAGAUAGAGGAGCAACUUCUAAGCCAGUGAACAACAGCCUCUUUCCUGCUGGCAGGGACCCUCUGCCACAGCAUGUGUUGGGGUGUCUGCCUGUAGUCAGGGUGAGGCCUGGUUCUCGGCUCCUGGACCCGGGACUGCAGUGUCGCAUCUGUCUACAGAGCUUCGUCCUGGGCCAGAGUGUUCGAACCCUGCCCUGUCUUCAUAAGUUCCACACAGACUGUGUGGACGGGAUCCUGCAGAAGUUGAACUCCUGCCCCCUUGACGGCUACAUCAUUUACAGUCCUCUGACUUGGAGUACCAAUGACAGGAAGACCUCCUCUAAGCUGGCCUCCAGCCUUUCCAGUAACCAGGCCAAGCCACCCCAGAAUAACAUGGAAGAUCUGUUUAUACCCGGAUUGCCACUGCUGCCUUCCCACGAUGCACCGAACUCAAAGGUCUCCUCCAUACCUUUAAGCAUCCCACAAAAUCUAAUCACUAAAAGGUUACAAGGUUUGCAUAUAAAUACAGUGGACACUGUGUCAAAAGAAGGAAAGAAGGAAUAUCUGAAAGCUAAAACUCUUGACAGGUUUGUUUUUCCUAAGAAUUCUUCCAGUGGCAGACUAUGUAAAUGUCAUCCAGGUAGCACACAGGGCACCUGUGGCACUUACUCAGAACAGACACUGGCACAUCACAGAGCUGCCUCACCUCAUGGAUCUGCAGUGGCAGAAACUGGAGAAGAAGUACAUGCAGAUCUUUUUGUGGGUUCAAGGAGACCAGAGCCAGAUCACACACCUGUGGUGACCUUUCCUGCCCUGCGUACAAGGCUGCAACCCAAACCAAGAGCUACAGUUACCAAGCAAGACGCAAACAACAGACUUGUUUCACAGCUAAGCUUGACUGGUGUUUUGAUAAACACACAGCAGCAGAGGAAGAAAAUGUCAUAAAAAUGAUUUGUAACCAACUUUUGGGACCUUUAAAAUGGCUUUAUUCAAGGGUAAUUUCCUUGUGUUUAAAUCUAUGGAAAAUUAUAAAUACGCCCAGUUUUCUCAAUUAAGUUACUGGGUUUUCACUAACAUUAUUUCCCAUAAAGUUUAGGUUAAUAGAAUGAAAGAAAGCCAUUGUAGAGAUACUUUAAGAUUUGUUGAUAUUUGUGAAAUACUGCUUUUGUUGCCACUGUUUGUAUUGAUGGUUUCAGAUUGCUAAGGUUACAUUUCUAUAAAACAUUCGUGAAACUGCU
Molecule: messenger RNA, 2330 nt
Organism: Myripristis murdjan (pinecone soldierfish)
Lineage: Eukaryota; Metazoa; Chordata; Actinopteri; Holocentriformes; Holocentridae
Gene: zswim2
Product: zinc finger, SWIM-type containing 2
Exons: 10
Coding region: 229-2037 (602 amino acids)
Molecular function (GO): zinc ion binding; ubiquitin protein ligase activity
Source: RefSeq, a predicted model, not a curated record